AUGGCCCAACUCGAUACCCUCGACAUUGUCGUCUUGGCCGCUCUCCUCCUGGGCACCGUCGCCUACUUUACCAAGGGCACUUACUGGGCCGUCGCCAAAGACCCCUAUGCUGGCUCUCUUGCGAACGGUGCCGCCGCUAAGGCUGGCAAGACCCGGGACAUUCUUGAAAAGAUGGAUGAGUCGGGCAAGAACUGUGUCAUUUUCUAUGGUUCGCAGACCGGUACUGCCGAGGACUAUGCCUCGCGCCUGGCAAAAGAAGGUUCCUCUCGUUUCGGCUUGAAGACAAUGACGGCCGAUCUCGAGGAAUACGACUUUGAGAACCUCGACUCGUUCCCCGAAGACAAGGUUGUCAUGUUUGUUCUGGCCACCUAUGGCGAAGGCGAGCCUACCGACAACGCCGUCGAGUUCUACGAGUUCAUCAGCAGCGAGGACGUUUCCUUCAACCAAGGAGUCGCCGCUUCCGAGAAGCCUCUGACCAAUCUCAAGUACGUCGCUUUCGGUCUCGGCAACAACACCUACGAGCACUACAACUCCAUGGUCCGCAACGUUACCAAGUUCCUUGACAGGCUUGGUGCCAACAGAAUUGGCGCUGCUGGCGAGGGUGAUGACGGCGCCGGUACUAUGGAAGAAGAUUUCCUGGCCUGGAAGGAGCCCAUGUGGAAAGAUCUGGCCGACUCGAUGGAUCUGCAGGAGCGCGAGGCCGUCUACGAACCUGUACUUGAAGUCACCGAGAAGCCUGACAUGGACCCCGAAUCGGACGAUGUCUAUCUGGGAGAGCCCAACAAGAACCAUCUGGAGGGCAAGCAGAAGGGUCCUUUCAAUGCACACAACCCAUACAUUGCUCCAAUCGCCGAGUCCAAGGAGCUUUUCACCGUCAAGGAUAGAAACUGCCUGCACAUGGAAAUCGAUAUCAGUGGCUCCAACUUGUCCUACACUACUGGCGACCACAUUGCCAUCUGGCCAACGAACGCCGGAAAGGAGGUUGAUCGUUUCAUGAACAUCCUUGGUCUCAGCGAGAAACGCCACAUGGUCAUUUCCGUCAAGGGUUUGGAUGCUACGGCCAAGAUCCCUUUCCCCUCACCCACAACUUACGAUGCUGUCGUCCGCUACCACAUGGAAAUCUGUGCGCCUGUUUCGAGACAGUUUGUUUCGGCUCUCGCGCCUUUCUCGCCCAAUGAUAAUAUCAAAGCUGAGAUGACUAAAAUCGGCAACGACAAGGACUACUUCCACGAUCAGGUCGCUGCUCGUAACUACAAUCUCGCUCAGCUUCUCGAAUACCUGUCUCAAGGCCAGACAUGGGACAAGGUGCCCUUUACCAUCGUUGUCGAAGGCCUCCACAAGAUCCAGCCCCGCUACUACUCCAUUUCAUCGUCAUCCUUGGUGCAAAAGAACAAAAUCUCUAUCACCGCUGUUGUGGAAUCCGUCGAGAUCCCAGGAGCCACCCACGUGCUCAAGGGUGUUACGACCAAUUACUUGUUGGCUCUCAAGCAGAAGCAGCACGGCGACCCUACCCCUGACCCUCAUGGACUAGAAUACGCCAUCGACGGACCUAGAAACAAGUAUGAUGGCAUUCACGUGCCGGUCCACGUCCGCCAUUCUAACUUUAAGCUUCCUUCGGAUCCUUCGAAGCCCAUCAUCAUGAUUGGUCCAGGUACUGGUGUUGCUCCAUUCCGUGGUUUCGUACAAGAGCGUGCCAAGCAGGCACGCGACGGUGAGACAGUCGGUAAGACCAUGCUUUUCUUCGGCUGCCGAAAGAGGACAGAGGACUUCAUCUACGCCGACGAGUGGGAGGCAUACAAGAACGAUAUGGGCGACAGUUUCGAGAUGUUGACCGCCUUCUCUCGCGACGGUGCUCAAAAGGUCUAUGUGCAGCAUCUUCUCAAGCAGCGCGCUGCCGAAAUCGACAGACUCCUGCAGCAAAAGGCUUACUUCUAUGUCUGCGGCGAUGCAGCAAACAUGGCUCGUGAGGUGAACACUGUUCUAGCUCAGAUUAUUGCCGAACAAAGAGGGAUUUCAGAAUCCAAGGCAGAGGAUAUCGUCAAGGCCAUGCGCAACAGCAACGCCUACCAAGAAGACGUUUGGUCAUGA
Messenger RNA from Aureobasidium namibiae CBS 147.97, 2088 nucleotides. Its product is annotated as cytochrome P450 reductase 1. Gene Ontology annotation, molecular function: FMN binding; NADPH-hemoprotein reductase activity; flavin adenine dinucleotide binding. The coding region runs from base 1 to 2088 and encodes 695 amino acids. Gene Ontology annotation, cellular component: cytosol. The transcript is spliced from 2 exons. NCBI's taxonomy places the organism in Eukaryota, Fungi, Ascomycota, Dothideomycetes, Dothideales, Saccotheciaceae. The record is from RefSeq and is a predicted model, not a curated record.